CAAACUUAACAGCGUCAGAACAAUUAAAUCUGGCAAUGGCUUGGGACAGAAUGGACAUUGCCAAGAAACACAUCCUAAUUUAUGGACAGCAUUGGAAGGCUGGUGCGCUGGAACAAGCAAUGUUAGAUGCUUUAGUAAUGGAUCGAGUGGAUUUUGUAAAGCUCUUAAUAGAAUAUGGAGUGAACCUCCAUCGCUUUCUUACCAUCCCCCGACUGGAGGAGCUCUAUAACACAAAACAAGGACCCACUAAUAUGCUCUUGCAUCAUCUUGUCCGAGAUGUAAAACAGCAUGCCCUUCUCUCAGGCUACAGAAUAACACUGAUCGACAUUGGAUUGGUAAUCGAAUACCUCAUUGGUGGAGCGUAUCGCAGCAGCUACACUAGAAAAAGUUUCAGGGCCCUCUACAACAACCUCUACAGAAAACAUAAGCGAGUGACCAGUUUUGCUCAAAGCCUUUCCCAGCCCCCUCUUCACCGAAGACGCUCCUCAGGAAAUAGAAAUGAAUCUGCAGAAAGCACGCUGCAUUCCCAGUUCAUUAGAACUGCCCAGCCUUACAAAUUCAAGGAAAAGUCUGUAGUCCUUCAUAAAUCAAGGAAGAAGUCAAAAGAAGAACAAAAUAUAUCAGAUGACCCUGAGUCCACUGGCUUUAUGUACCCUUACAAUGACCUGCUGGUCUGGGCUGUGCUAAUGAAAAGGCAGAAGAUGGCCAUGUUCUUCUGGCAGCAUGGAGAGGAAGCAACAGUGAAGGCAGUGGUUGCCUAUAAACUCUACCGAGCCAUGGCCCACGAAGCCAAGGAGAGCAACAUGAUGGAUGAUGCCUCAGAAGAGCUGAAAAAUUACUCAGAACAGUUCGGCCAGCUCGCCCUGGAUGUGCUGGAGAAGGCAUUCAAGCAGAAUGAAAGAAUGGCCAUGAAACUGUUGACCUAUGAACUCAAGAACUGGAGCAAUUCUACCUGUCUGAAACUGGCCGCGUCUGGAAGAUUGCGGCCCUUCGUUUCGCAUACUUGCACCCAAAUGCUACUGACAGACAUGUGGACCGGGCGCCUGAAAAUGAGGAAGAACUCUUGGUUAAAGAUCAUCAUAAGUAUUCUUUUUCCACCCACCAUUCUGUCAUUGGAAUUUAAGAGCAGAGCAGAGAUGUCCCAUGUUCCCCAGUCCCAGGACUUCCAGUUUGCGUGGUAUUAUGGCGACCAGAACCCCAGCGCAAAAGAGAAUGCUUAUAUGAUGGCGUAUUUGGCAUUCCUCAUGCUGUUCACUUACACUGUGUUGGUAGAGAUGCAGCCCCAGCCCAGCGUGCAAGAGUGGCUUGUUAUCAUUUAUAUCUUCACCAAUGCCAUUGAGAAAGUCAGGGAGGUGUGUAUUUCAGAACCUGGGAAGUUUACUCAAAAAGUGAAGGUAUGGAUUAGUGAGUACUGGAACGUAAUAGAAACUGUGGCUAUCGGCCUGUUUUCAGUUGGUUUUGGCCUUCGGUGGGGCGACCCUCCUUUGCACACAGCAGGAAGACUAAUCUACUGUAUAGACAUCAUAUUCUGGUUCUCACGGCUCCUGGACUUCUUUGCUGUGAAUCAACAUGUAGGUCCAUACGUGACAAUGAUUGCAAAAAUGACAGCAAACAUGUUCUACAUUGUGAUCCUGAUGGCCAUAGUCCUGCUGAGCUUUGGAGUGGCGCGCAAAGCCAUCCUUUCACCAGAGCAGCUUCCGUCUUGGAGCCUUGCUCGAGACAUUGUAUUUGAGCCAUACUGGAUGAUUUAUGGAGAAGUCUAUGCUUCAGAUAUAGAUGUUUGUGCAAGCCAUCCGUCUUGCCCUCCUGGUUCUUUUCUUACUCCGUUCCUCCAAGCUGUCUACCUCUUCGUGCAGUAUAUCAUCAUGGUGAACCUGUUGAUUGCUUUUUUCAAUAACGUUUAUGUAGAUAUGAAAUCCAUUUCCCAUAAACUGUGGAAAUACAAUCGCUAUCGUUACAUCAUGACCUACCACAAGAAGCCUUGGCUGCCCCCACCUUUCAUCCUGCUGAGCCACGUUGGUCUCCUCCUUCGCCGUCUUUGCUAUCAUCAAGCUCCAAAUGACCAAGAAGAGGGGGAUGUUGGAUUAAAACUCUACCUGAGUGAGGAGGAUCUGAAAAGACUUCACGAUUUCGAAGAGCAGUGUGUGGAAAUAUACUUCCACGAGAAGAUGGAAAGUCUGAAUUAUAGCUGUGAGGAACGAAUCCGAGUGACAUCAGAGAGGGUUACAGAGAUGUACUUCCAAAUGAAAGAAAUGAAUGAAAAAGUGUCUUUUAUAAAGGACUCUUUACUGUCCUUGGACAGCCAAGUGGGACACCUGCAGGACCUCUCUGCCCUGACAGUGGAUACCCUGAAAUUCCUUUCUGCUGUUGACACCUUACAAGAGGAUGAGGCUCUCCUGGCCAGCAGAAAGCAUCCUACGUGCAGAAAACUUCCCCACAGCUGGAGCAAUGUCAUCUGUGCAGGGGUUCCAGGCAGCAUGGAGAUCUCUGGGGAGAAGAAAUACCAGUAUUACAGCAUGCCUCCUUCUUUGCUGCGGAGCCUGGCCAGAGGCCAGCGUACCCCGAGAGGGCAGAGGGGGCCCCUUCUUGAGAUUACAGACAGUCAAAGAGAGGCUUCAAAUGUAAGAGAUGAGCAGGAAAAGCAAGAAACAGAAACCACCAUAGUUGCUUCUGGGGUGUUCCUUAACAGGCAAGCACAGCGAAAGUAUGGCCAGUUUCUCCUCGUCCCUUCUUAUCUAAAGCGAGCUCCUUUUUCUGCAGAAACUGACUUGCCUCUGUUCAGACCAUCCGUGGAAGCAGGUACAGAUGUGCUGGCAACUGAACAGGUCACCCAGGGUGAGGUCCCUGUUCAUCUGACUUGGCAGAUCCCACCUGUCUCAGCUCAGGGCUCAAUGGCCAAACCCGAGGCACAGUACGAGUCAGUAGCUCAGAUACCAGCCAGACAAGACAAGGGGGAGCAAGUUCUACCCACUUUGAUUUGCACAUCUCCACCAAUGAAAGUGACCUCCCUCCCUUCCCAAGGCGAGAGCAUGGGAAUUGAAGGUGGAUAUGUGAACUGGGCAUUUUCAGAAGGUGAUGAAACUGGUGUGUUUAGCAUCAAGAAAAAAUGGCAGACCUGCUUGGCCUCCACUUGUAACAGUGACUCUAAAGAGAGUGGCCAAAGCCAGAGGCAGAUCCGAGCCAGAUCCCUCUCUGAUAACUCAUCAAGGUUGGCCCAUAGUAGUGACUGCUCAGAGGUGGGACCAUGGCUGCAGCCAAACACAUCCUUUUGGAUCAAUCCUUUCCGCAGAGAUAGGCCCUUCACCCGGAGUCACAGUUUGAGAUUCCACAAGGAGGAGAAACUGAAGAUCUCUAAGAUUAAAAACCUUUCAAGAUCCUCAGAGAUAGGGCAGUCAGCAUGGAUCAAAACAAAAAUGCUAAUCAAGGAUAAGAGAUCGUCAAAGAAAAAGAAGAAAACACAAGGACUGCAGGUGCCGGGUGAUGCUGGGCUUAUUGACUGA
Messenger RNA from Leptonychotes weddellii (Weddell seal), 3500 nucleotides. The record is from RefSeq and is a predicted model, not a curated record. NCBI's taxonomy places the organism in Eukaryota, Metazoa, Chordata, Mammalia, Carnivora, Phocidae.